AGCUGCUAAAUACAACACUACCAGCGCCAGCGCCAGGCAGGGGCAACUCCCCUCCGCCGACCUGCCCAGUUUCACUCUGCCUCUUCUCUCCCCAGUGCCCGCCUCGCCCUGCUGCCGUGCCCUGGAGGAUGGCCCUGCGCCCAGCCCUUUGAAGAGCCAGCCCAGGACCCACGACUGCUCCGGGACCCAUGGCUGCGGCGAACAAGGGUGUGAAGGCGAAGGGUGGCGGGGUGCGCUUUGCCCCCAGCCACCCCCCGGAGGGAGCCCACAGCCACGUGCACUUCGACGAGAAGCUCCACGACUCGGUGGUUAUGGUCACCCAGGAGAAGGAUGGGAACUUCCUGGUCAAGGUGGGCUUCCUGAAGAUCCUGCACAAGUACGAGAUCACCUUCCUCCUGCCUCCGGUGCAGAGUCUGGGCAAGGACAUCUGCGCCGUCCCCGUUCCCAACCUGAACCUCCGAGUCAUCAGCAUCACGCCGGUAUCGGAAGGCUACAGUGUGAAGUGCGAGUACACGGCUCACAAGGAAGGAGUCCUUAAGGAGGAGAUGGUCCUCACCAGCGAGACCAGUGACAGCACCUGCGUGAAGGUGGUGGUCCAGGCCCGGGUCAUGGAUCGUCACCACGGCACGCCCAUGCUGCUGGAAGGCGUGCGGUGCAUCGGGGCCGAGCUGGAGUACGACUCGGAGCAGAGCGACUGGCACGGGUUCGACUAGCCGCGGCCAGACCCCCUCCCCGCCCCCCAACCCCCCGGUCCUUUUUCGUUUGGAAAUUUAAGCUUGCAUUGGGAACACAGACCCGGUGGGGACCAGCGGCAGGGCUCUGCCUGCGCGCGGCUGGUUGUCACCCAUGGAGCUUGUGCUGGGAGGUCUGGGCGCUGCGCUGGUCCCUCUGCACCCAACACACACCAGAGGCCGCUGGAAGGGGACUUUUAAAGGCCACGGGGGCUGGGGUCAGACCUCAGACUGGCAGGGGUUUCUUUUCAGCCUUAAAACUUCGCUCUCUGGGUGCCUGCCAUGUACAUGCCUCCUGUCUAUCAGCGUCUUAUCUUGUCACACAGGGUGGGUCGUUCAGUCCUCCUCUCCGGCCAUCUGUGUCACACGUGCCCGGCUUGGCAUACACGCAUGCUAGGUUUCCAUGGCUAUAUAUAUAUAUAUAUAUAUAUAUAUGUAAGAAAAGCAAAGCCUGUAGAGCAAAGGAGCCUCUUCUUGGACAACUCCAUGUCACAUGUGGCCUGCUUGGUACAUACAUGUGCCAGGUUUCUACAACUGCCAUUAUAUCUAUCUAUCUAGAUAUUGAUAUUUAUACAGCUAGCUAGCUAGCUAACUGCAUGUAUAACGAGAGAGAGAUAGAAAUAUAUAGAUCUAUAGAUAUAGCUAUAGAUCUAGAUAUAUCUAGAGAUAUCUAUCUAUCUAUAGGUAUAGAUAUAGCUAUAGAUCUAGAUAUAUCUAGAUAGACAUCUAUCUAUCAAUCAGUUAUAUUACUUCAAUCUACCACAUUACUUUUAUCUGUUUGUCUAUUGUAAUAGUUUGGUCUAUCACAUUACUGCCUUUUCUUUCUUUCUUAUUACUUCAGUCUAUCACAUUACUUUUAUCUAUCUAUCUAUCUAUCUAUCUAUCUAUCUAUCUAUCUAUCUAUCUAUCUAUCUAUCUAUCUAUCUAUCUAUCUAUCUAUCUAUCUCAUUACUUCUGUCUAUCACAUUACUUCUAUCUAUCUAUCUAUCUAUCUAUCUAUCUAUCUAUCUAUCUAUCUAUCUAUCUAUCUAUCUAUCUAUCUAUCUAUCUAUCUCAUUACUUCUGUCUAUCACAUUACUUCUAUCUAUCUAUCUAUCUAUCUAUCUAUCUAUCUAUCUAUCUAUCUAUCUAUCUAUCUAUCUCAUUACUUCUGUCUAUCACAUUACUUCUAUCUAUCUAUCUAUCUAUCUAUCUAUCUAUCUAUCUAUCUAUCUAUCUAUCUAUCUAUCUCAUUACUUCUGUCUAUCACAUUACUUCUAUCUAUCUAUCUAUCUAUCUAUCUAUCUAUCUAUCUAUCUAUCAUAUUACUUUGUUCUAUCGCAUAAUUUCUAUGUAUGCACGUACGAAUAUAUGUACAAAUACAGCUCUCUCUCUCUCUGUCUCUCUCUAUCAAUCUUAUUACUUCUAUCACAUUACUUCUAUCUAUCUAUCUAUCUAUCUAUCUAUCUAUCUAUCUAUCUAUCUAUCUAUUGAUAGACUUAGAUUUAUCUAUAUACCUCUGUAGAUAUGUAUAAUGGCAGCUGCAACAGUCUGACAUAUAUAUGUAAGAAAAGCAAAGCCUCUGGUAUCAUUAGUAUUUCCUUUCUGGCUGCCGUGCCCAGGGGGUGGGCUGUGGUAGAGCAAACCCAGCGGGUGGUCCCUGUAGCUGUGCGUGUGCUCGGAUGAAUCACUGGUGUUUGGUCGCAGAGGGCUUUCCCCCAGCUGGGUGUCUGCCGCCUCCAGGAAACACAGGAGCCAGGACUUGUUGCAAGCCAUACCGUGUCUUGACUAGGGACCGUUUAGGAGCAGUGCCUGUUCUCUCUCGUGCGCUCUUUCUGCUGCUGCUGCCAUUUCAUUUUGUUGUGUAUCAUUCUCCGUGAGCUCUCCCGCAGCCCGGCUGACGGCUCGGGGCUGGAUUCUGGUCCCGGCUGCACCCCUGCCCCGCUCGAGCUUUGGAUGAGCUGGCUCCAGACCGACUCCCUGCUCACUGCUGCAACCGAGACCAGAAACUGUCCCGCAAGGCUACGUUCCACGCCCCCAGACGCCGCCGGGCAGACCCCCUUGAAAACAGCAUGCAUCUCAGGGUGGGAUUUUGCUAGGAGGAUGAAGCCUAAGGGAAUUAGGCACUUGGUACCAGUGGGAGUCGGAUACCUGAUACCCUAGGAAUAACGGGUGUAAACUAGUUGAGAGGGGAAUUAGGUUAGAUAUUAGGAAGAAAUUUGUCACAGUAAGGGUGGCCAGGAUCUGGAAUGGGCUUCCAAGAGCGGUGGUGCUAUCACCUAGCUUGGAGGUCUUCAAGAGGAGGCUAGAUAGUCACCUGGCUGGGGUCAUCCGACCUCGGUCCUCUUUCCUGCCCGGACAGGGGGUCGGACACGAUGAUCCACUGUGGUCCCUUCCGACUCGACAAUCGAUGAAUCUAUGACUCCUCUAAAAAUCCCAACCUGACUUUUCUUUUUCUUAAAUGUCGUCUUGUGUUUUUGUGUUGGUUGUUUUUUGGUUUUUUUGGUUGUUGUUUGGGUUUUUUUUUUUUAAAGACACAUGGUACCAGGACCAGAGAAGCAGUUUGGUUUGGAAAGCAACAGGAAGAUUUAUGUGCCUCUAUAUAAGUGUGUGCGUGUGUGUGUGUGCGUAUGUGUGGGGUUUCUUUAAAAAAAAAAAAAAAAAGACAAAAAAUAAAAAUCUAUAAAGCAGAAGAAUAAACUUGGGUCAAAACAG
Alligator mississippiensis (American alligator) is the source of this 3425-nucleotide messenger RNA. It is a transcript of the gene ADISSP, whose product is annotated as adipose secreted signaling protein. The transcript is spliced from 5 exons. Lineage: Eukaryota; Metazoa; Chordata; Crocodylia; Alligatoridae. Bases 189 to 713 code for a protein of 174 amino acids. The record is from RefSeq and is a predicted model, not a curated record.